AUGUGCGGACAAAGGGAACUACCGCACUAUACAGCUCCCCGGAUCGAUACGAGUCCAACUCACGGUCCGACACCUCCAAGGGCGAAUCCGGCAACAGAUGACACCGAUGUAAGGAUGGACUCUCCUCUCACCGGGCAGUCUCCACAUAAACAACCGGAAGUCUCCGAACCGGGCGUCACAAAAGAAUGGGUCCAGAGUCUCUUUCAAGAAUUUGAAGACUCGACGGUUAACCCACUAGAAGAAAGGAUGCAGAGAAUCGUUUGCUCGGCACUCAAGUUCGCCAACACUACAAGGCAACUUUUGUCAAGAACAGAAGACCGGUUCUCAGAAAUCGAAGAUGAUCAACAGGAAGAAGCGGUUCUGCGCAGCAAACACCUUAGGCGAACCGUGAUUUUGGAAGAUACGACCUCCGAGAUAAAAGAGAACUUCGAACGGUUUCAAAGAGAGACUGAUCAACGAUUCACGGAGGUUACUGAGGACCUGGUCGACACAACACUUGGACGGGUCUCCGAACUUGAGAAGAAGAAUGAGGGUCUCGAGGCCGAGCUCAAGGCGCUCACCGCACAAGUUGCCGAACUACUCAAUGCUAAAAUAAAUGCGGAUGACGCGGUUGUAGAGGCAAAUACUCGAGCGGCUCAAGAAGUCCAGGAUGCGCUGGACAACGAAGCAAGAAAAGCGAAGGAUCCACCGCAACUUACCGAAGAGGAAGAAGUCGAGCGAAUUCGAAGAGCAGAGGCUAAGUUCCCGGGAUUUGCAAAGACGGUAGCCGCUCAAGCUGCGAAGGAUGCUGAGCGAUUAGAAAGGGAAAGACGGAGGCUAGAAGGCUUUGCAGCCGAUAACAAAAAGAAAAAGGCGGCCUCUUCUGUUUCAGUUCCGACAAAGCGAAAGAGGGAAUCUUCAAAGAAAAUUCAAAUGGCCGACCUGCUGAAUGAGGUCACUGAUACGGUCAUUGAGAGUAUACCGCAGCAGGCUACUCAAGUCGAAGAAGAGGAUGAAGUGCAUCUACAGCGGCGGUCCACAAGACAACGAGUCACUGAAUCGGCCAGUCGACCGCAACCGGUGAAGAAAAAGCGGAACAAGAAGUUGAUGACUAGCUACGACUUCUCGGACUCGGAAUAG
This is a messenger RNA of Impatiens glandulifera, 1119 nucleotides long. RefSeq names its product myosin heavy chain, clone 203-like. The record is from RefSeq and is a predicted model, not a curated record. NCBI's taxonomy places the organism in Eukaryota, Viridiplantae, Streptophyta, Magnoliopsida, Ericales, Balsaminaceae. The transcript has a single exon. Bases 1 to 1119 code for a protein of 372 amino acids.